AUGACCCCACCAGAUCGCGAGCUCCAACGCAUCAACCCUAAGGGUCGUCCGGUGAAGCAGUGUGAGCACUGCCGUGGUGCUCGCCAGUCCAGGUCCCAUCAUACGAAGUGCGAGUGCGGCGACAAGAAGCCGAAGGGGAGUUCGAAGGGUGAGGCAUCUGGUACUCCAGAAGUCGAGGGUGAUUCUCAUCCUCAUGCAGUAGACGAUCAGAGUUGCCGCUGUUAUAGUGGCUUGCCUUGCAUCUGUGGCAUGAAGAGAGAGCACCACGAUCUGAAGAUGCCGACUGGGUUAUCGAAAGCCUCCCACCCGAUGAAGCAUAGACCUCCUCUUACAGCUACGCACUCCGAAGCGAAUAUGACCGUCUUCGCCAAUGGUCACCACAAACCCUAUCACAGGCUAAACAAUGCGGCUCAUACUUCGGGCGUCCCCUAUAAGAUCCCGCGGGCCCAUACGUUGCACGGCCCUAGUUACCAUUCUCGAGAUCACCUACAACAGACCGACGGCUCAGAGAAUGGCGCAGGCCAAGGUCCGAAUGCGGACUGUACUCUGCCCAGCAGUAACGACGACAGUCCAUUCAGUGGAUUUGGUUUCUCAAACCGCUCGGCAGAUACGCUGCCCCUAGCGCCGGUCACCAGUGGUAUGAGCGGUGACAUAGCCUCUUACGAUCCGUCACGCUCGAACUAUGGGUUCGUACAGGCCCCAACAGCUCCUGGCCUGCACUUUGAUGGCUCUAAUGAGCCCAACGUCGAUGUCGCUUCUGGCUUACCGGUAACACGCCAAUGGCCGUGGGUCAAUACAGACGUUCCCUCAGCAAGCCAACCUGGGUAUGGUGACUCGUCAGCUUCUCCGACAGGUGCUUACUUCGCAACCCACGAUGUAGACUGGGCUAUUCCCUCCGCUGGCUUUACCGACCCGUCAUGGACCGCCUGGGACUUGCCAUUAGACCCGGCUAAGUUAUCUGGCGGUGAAUUACAACUGCUAUCUCACAGUGGAGAUUCUAAUCUUCAAGGUGUUCCGAGCCUUACGGCGUCCUCUUCGGGAGCACAAUCCGAGAUCGGUGAACCUGGAUGCCAUCACGAUGUGGAUCUGUGGCCCCAACAGCAGUCUGUCAACACCGAGGAAUUGUCCGCAUGGGACGAGAGCUUCCACAGUCUUCCGUUGAACCCGUCUCGUUUCAGCUCUGCAUCACUUCAUGUUGGCGACCUACGCCACGCUCCAACUUCUGUUCCCGCGAACAUUCGUCAUUCGCUCAACCUCGAUCUCAUCCGUCCAUCCCACAACGGGUCUUUUGUGAAGCAGCGAGCAAGAGCAGGCACCGCAGAGAGCAAAUCUGGCCACGGGAAUUCAAGCCACCUGCGGCAGAUGCAGCAGUUGCAACAGCCCUCCAAGACAGGAUUCGGCUUUGACGGCUAUUUUACAUCGGAAAACGCCAUGUCCUCCGCCUAUGCAACGCCACCGAUAUGCUCUACCUCGAUGAGUGAGCCACUGUUUAUCCCGGGGUCCAGCUCAGCAAGCAUGGAUGUGGAGCCAUCCGGCGGAGCCGCGGACUGGUCGUCACUGCUACCAAACCAGAAUUCCGGCCUUGAUAAUUCCUCGCUUAUCUCACUGCCUGCCUCGCUGCCACCUGAGUGGAAUUCCGCCCACUUAAACUGGCUCUAG
Molecule: messenger RNA, 1659 nt
Organism: Coniosporium apollinis CBS 100218
Lineage: Eukaryota; Fungi; Ascomycota; Dothideomycetes
Exons: 1
Coding region: 1-1659 (552 amino acids)
Biological process (GO): intracellular iron ion homeostasis; positive regulation of transcription by RNA polymerase II; intracellular copper ion homeostasis
Cellular component (GO): nucleus
Molecular function (GO): RNA polymerase II cis-regulatory region sequence-specific DNA binding; DNA-binding transcription factor activity, RNA polymerase II-specific; copper ion binding
Source: RefSeq, a predicted model, not a curated record